AUGGCUGGUGCUGACAACUUUCAGCCCCUGGUUUGCGACAAUGGAACUGGGAUGGUUAAGGCUGGAUUUGCCGGAGAUGAUGCCCCAAGAGCUGUUUUCCCAAAUAUUAUUGUAGGUCGCCCACGUCCCAGUACUUGCGUGUUGGUCGGAAUGGGGCAGAAAGAUGCAUAUUUUGGGGAUGAAUCUCAAUCCAAGAGUGGUAUUUUAACUCUUAAAUACCCCACUGAGCAUGGGAUUGUAAGCAACUGGGACGAUAUGGAGAAGAUCUGGUACCAUACAUUCUAUAAUGAACUUCGUGUUGCACCAGAAGAACAUCCAAUUCUCCUCACCGAAGCUCCCUUGAACCCCAAAGCCAAUCGUGAAAAGAUGACUCAAAUUAUGUUUGAGACAUUCAACACUCCAGCCAUGUAUGUUGCCAUUCAGGCUGUUCUGUCCCUAUAUGCUAGUGGCCAGACAAUAGGUAUUGUGCUGGACUCGGGUGAUGGUGUGAGCCACACUGUUCAGAUCUAUGAGCAGGGGCGGAACCCCAUGGCUAUCAAGGUGGUGGCUCCCCCCGAAAGGAAGUAUAGUGUUUGGAUUGGAGGUUCCAUCUUCGCAUCUCUUAGCACUUUCCAACAGAUGUGGAUUUCUAAGACAGAGUAUGAUGAGUCUGGGCCAUCAAUUGUGCACAGGAAGUGCUUCUAA
Molecule: messenger RNA, 684 nt
Organism: Dendrobium catenatum
Lineage: Eukaryota; Viridiplantae; Streptophyta; Magnoliopsida; Asparagales; Orchidaceae
Product: actin-1-like
Exons: 5
Coding region: 1-684 (227 amino acids)
Source: RefSeq, a predicted model, not a curated record